AUGGUCAAUUGGGGGAAUAUUCGAAAUAUUGCUGCAUUUUGGCUUCUUGGUCUUUGCAAUAAUUAUGGCUAUGUUAUUAUGCUAUCAGCAGCUGAAGAUAUUUUGGACGAUCAGCAGAACAAAUCGAAUUCCACAAAUUCAACAAUUGAUACCUGCGAGAAUCACAUAACGUCUCGCCAUUGUCAACCAGUUUCUACUGGUGCAGUACUGCUCGCAGACAACUUGCCCGCUUUAAUAGUUCAAACAACGUUCCCAUUUUUCAUGCAUCGCUUUCCAUUUGGCUUCCGCGCUGUUCUCGUUUUCCUUCUCCAAUCGUCAUCGUAUUUCAUUGUCGCUUAUUCAACAAGUAUAGCAAUGUCGCUUACUGGGGUAUGUCUAGCAUCGCUUGGACAAGGAAUUGGAGAGAUUACAUUUCUCGCGAUGGCUGCCCAUUACAUUCCCGAAACAAUCGCAGCAUGGUCAUCCGGUACCGGAGGUGCUGGCCUUAUCGGCUCAUUUUCAUACGCUUUAAUUACUCAAGCGGGACUUUUACCAUCAAAUGCUUUACUUAUUCAAUUGUUUAUUCCGGUAUUAUUCGCAGCAUCAUAUUUUAUAAUACUGAAAAUUCCAAAUUCAGUUUACUCACCGACAAUUAAUCCAAAGACCUGGAUUAUCCCGAAGAAUCAUGAUGAAAUAGCAUUGAACGCGGCUCAAGCAAGAGGGGAAGUGUUUUCAACUGAGAAGGUACCUCAACGGGAUUUGAGUUUGACUGAAAGGCUCAAAUUGAUUGUGCCUCUUUUAUACUUAAUGAUUCCUCUUGCAACUGUAUACACCGCAGAGUAUAUGAUAAACCAAGGACUGACAGAACUUAUAAUUUUCAACUGCUCUCAGGGUCUUUACUUACCAUUCGCAAGCCAAUAUAGAUGGUAUCAGGUGUUGUACCAACCUGGUGUUUUCUUGUCCCGGUCGUCUGUCAAAUUUUUCGAAAUGCCCAUUUGGAUGAUUUGGAUGCUUCCAGUGUUACAGGUUUCGAAUAUGAUAUUUUUCUUCUUCGAAGCAGUUUAUUGGUUUACUCCGACUAUUAUAAUAAUAUUCUGCUUAAUCGUAUUCGAAGGACUACUUGGAGGAUCGGCAUAUAGAAUAUUCAUUGUCAGCAGCUUCUAUGGGUAA
Caenorhabditis bovis is the source of this 1149-nucleotide messenger RNA. NCBI's taxonomy places the organism in Eukaryota, Metazoa, Nematoda, Chromadorea, Rhabditida, Rhabditidae. The record is from the annotation of a GenBank genome assembly.